Molecule: messenger RNA, 1544 nt
Organism: Phacochoerus africanus (Common warthog)
Lineage: Eukaryota; Metazoa; Chordata; Mammalia; Artiodactyla; Suidae
Gene: SCRN1
Product: secernin 1
Exons: 8
Coding region: 196-1440 (414 amino acids)
Biological process (GO): proteolysis
Molecular function (GO): cysteine-type exopeptidase activity; dipeptidase activity
Source: RefSeq, a predicted model, not a curated record
GCCAGCUGUUCGCUGGGGGCGGCGGGCCCGAGCGCCGGGAGUCUGGGGAGGGGGAAGCGCCCGACAGCCGCCUCCGCCACUGCAGCUACAGCCCCCGAUGUCGCCACAGUAAUCGCAGCCGAGGCAGCACCCGCACCCUCUCCGGCCGCAGCAUCAGCACCGCCGAGCCGAGUACGGAGCCCGCCGCCCCGCAGGAUGGCUGUAGCCCCUCCAAGUUACUGUUUCGUGGCCUUCCCGCCACGUGCGAAGGACGGUCUGGUGGUAUUUGGGAAAAAUUCAGCUCGGCCCCGGGAUGAAGUGCAAGAGGUUGUGUAUUUCUCGGCCACCGAUCAUGAACCCGAGAGCAAGGUUGAGUGCACUUACAUUUCAGUUGACCAAGUCCCCAGGACCCAUGCCAUCAUGAUCAGCAGACCUGCCUGGCUGUGGGGGGCAGAAAUGGGAGCCAAUGAGCAUGGAGUGUGCAUAGCCAACGAAGCCAUCAAUGCCAGAGAACCGGCCGCAGAGACGGAAGCCUUGCUGGGGAUGGACCUGGUCAGGCUUGGUUUAGAGAGAAGCGCAACAGCUAAAGAAGCCUUGGAUGUCAUCGUCGCCUUGCUGGAGGAACAUGGACAAGGCGGGAAUUAUUAUGAAGAUGCAGGCUCCUGCCACAGCUUCCAAAGUGCGUAUCUGAUCGUGGACUGCGAGGAAGCCUGGGUGCUGGAGACCGUGGGGAAGUACUGGGCUGCGGAGAAAAUCACGGAGGGAGUCAGGUGCGUUUGCAAUCAGCUGUCACUCACGACUAAGAUCGACGCAGAGCACCCUGAACUCAGGAGUUAUGCUCAGAGUCAAGGCUGGUGGACGGGAGAGGACGAGUUCAAUUUUUCUGAUGUUUUUUCUCCAUCUGAUGACCAUCUAGCCUGCUGUUCAGGCAAAGACAGCUUGGAAAAGCAGGAAGAAAGCAUCACUGUGCAGACUAUGAUCGACAUCUUACGGGACAAAGCCAGUGGAGUCUGUAUAGACUCCGAGUCUUUCCUUACCACAGCCAGUGUAGUGUCUGUUCUGCCUCAAAACAGAAGCUCGCCAUGCAUUCACUACUUCACUGGGACCCCCGAUCCUUCCAGGUCCAUAUUCAAGCCUUUCAUCUUUGUCGAUGAUGUAAAACUCGUCCCCAAAGCACAGUCUCCCUGCUUUGGGGACGACGACCCGGCCAGAAAGGAGCCCCGGUUCCAGGAGAAGCCAGACCGCCGGCACGAGCUGUACAAGGCCCACGAGUGGGCUCGGGCCAUCAUCGAGAGUGACGAGGAGCGAGGUCAGAAGCUGAGGACGACCAUGCUGGACUUGGAGCAGCAAGGCCUGGAAGCCAUGGAGGAGAUCCUGAGCAGCUCUGCCCCCCUGGACCCCGCCGAAGUGGCGGACCUCUUCUAUGACUGUGUCGACACGGAGAUUAAGUUCUUUAAGUGAAGUAAGCAUUCGCUGUCUCCUCCUUACCGAAAAUUUCCCACCUGACCACAUUACCAGCAAGACAAACCACUCUCCCGUCUGAGUAAAACGAGAACCUUCCGAUG